AUGCCAGUGGACAAGAAGACGAAAACACGCUCAAACCCAUAUGAAAAGGUCAAACCAGAAGCUGGACCUUCUUCGAGUGAAGUCCAAAUACAAAUUCAAAGACCAGGUAGACCGACUCAUAAAAUACCAACUGUCGAACAAAGAAGUUCAGAUGCUAUACCCGGAUUAAGUAAACUGAAAGGUCAAAUAAGGCAGACCAAGAGAUUACUGGCCAAGGAGACGUUGGAACCUGGAUUACGUGUUCAGACUCAACGUCGAUUGACGAGUUUAGAAGCUGAUCUAGCAUCUGCUCUGAAGAGAGAUGUCGAGAAGAAAAAUGGAGCGAAAUAUCAUAUGGUGAAAUUCUUCGAACGCCAAAAGCUCGUACGUAUAAUCAAACGUUUAAAUCGCAAGAUGAAAGAAGAAGAUAAGAGUGAAAAGAAAAAAUCGAAAUUGGAAGAAGAGUUGAGUGAUGCUAGAAUCAUGAUGAAUUACGUUCUAAAUUUCCCGAAUUCCGAAAAAUACAUCUCAUUAUUCCCUCCCUCAUCCGAAUCCGAUCCCACAUCUGCAUCAGCUUCCACAUCUGCAUCGACCAAAGAAUCUAAAUUGACCUUACCACUUCUCCUCCACCCAACGCCGAAUAUCGAAGAAUUAGAUAAACCCUCCAAGAGGAGAUACGAGAUUUUGAAUGAGAUUUCAACUUUAAUGAAAGACGGUAAAUUGUCUUUGAAUCCUGAAGAUGAAGUCAAGAAAGAGAAAGUCAAUUUGUUGAAAUCUGAUAAUACAUCCAAAGCAACUAAAGGGGAUAACAAGGUCGAUGAAGAGGAAGAUGAUUUCUUUGAAUCUGAUUAG
This is a messenger RNA of Kwoniella shivajii, 831 nucleotides long. RefSeq lists its product as uncharacterized. The record is from RefSeq and is a predicted model, not a curated record. The transcript is spliced from 5 exons. Lineage: Eukaryota; Fungi; Basidiomycota; Tremellomycetes; Tremellales; Cryptococcaceae. Gene Ontology annotation, biological process: maturation of SSU-rRNA from tricistronic rRNA transcript (SSU-rRNA, 5.8S rRNA, LSU-rRNA). Gene Ontology annotation, cellular component: preribosome, small subunit precursor; nucleolus. The coding region runs from base 1 to 831 and encodes 276 amino acids.